CAGUCGGUUCAAUUUUUGACUACAAUAAUGUCUUGAAUGUCAUACGUGCUCGGUGCUGCGCAAGAGCGACUGCGCGUGUUUGAUCGUGCCCGUAAUUUAGGUUACCUCACUGAGGUUCAUUGCCAGUCUCUGUGCUGCUCAUUUUACGGUCAGAAUGUCAGAUGACUCAGAUCAUACUUGCACAGCACCGCAAAACACCAGGACUUCUAUGUUGUGAAGCACUUUUUAUCCACAGUAAUUGUCCGCUAUCGAUAUGCCUUGUGGUUGACGGUGUCAGUGAAAAUGGAAACAAAAUCGGCUGGAAUCCGUUCUUUUUCUGCUGGCGACCUUGUGAUGUCCUGCGAUCCACUGGUGUGGAUGCUGAAAAGGAGCGCCUACAAAACACACUGUGCCUACUGCCUUCGAAAAAGCCCAGAAUUACGCACAUGUUCGGGAUGCCAACUGCACCGUUACUGCAAUUCUGCUUGCCAGACCGCCGACUGGAAGGUGGAACACAAGCUGGAAUGCGCUAUGCUUAAGGAUCUCGUUAGCACAGAUCCGUUGGGUACAGUGAAUGCCCUAUUAAAAGCGGGCUUACCAGCGGGUUCCCUGGCAGCGAACACCACCGCCCUUCCGCCGCCCCCACCCGUAGACCUCUUCACGUUCAGCGCGGUAUCUUCGGAUCUGACCGGGAAAUUGGCUAAUAAAAUCAAGAAGAAUACGAUGAUAGACAUCCCGGGGAUUGGUCCCAAAUCUGUCAAAGAUAUUCUGCUCACGUUCCCCACAAAUCCAUCGCAACCGCGAGCCGAACGGAUGGUGCAGUUUAUGCAACCAAAUGUGGAUUCGAAAAAUUCCACAACAUUCGGUAUUCCUAGCCCGGACAUAAUGACCUACUGUGGAAUGCUCAUGUAUAACGGUGUGGAUAUUUUUGAUUCGCCUGAUACUACGGUACCGAUCGGUAGAGCGGUGUAUGCGCAAGCACCGGUGGGACGAAUGACGCCGGUGUGCAUGGAUAUCAAUGUGGAGCUGAACCGCCGCGGUCGACGGUUGGUUAUUCAUGCCGUGGAAGACAUUCCGCAGUAUACUGGGCUUCGCGAUUUGCGCUACAGCGAAAUGGAAGAAGCAUUUUGUAUGACGCGAGCCGAGCGGCGUGCAGAAUUUGAAGGACGCCACAAAUAUCCGUGUACUUGUCGCAGAUGCUCGGAAGAAUAUGAUGCCGACAUCAACUCACUGAAAUGCGUGACGGUCGGAUGUACCAAUCGGAUUCCGAGCGACAGCCGAGCACUGGCACCUUGCGCGGAAUGCGGCGCCCUCAACGGUCACCGAUUGAAGCAGUUUCGCGGUUUCUUGCAGCAGCACGAGGCCAUUAAGACAAGCCAGCCGCGGGAGCAACACGAGGCCAUGAUCAUGCAGCUCUGCAAGGAGAUGGACGCUGCCGGCAUCCUGCAGCCCGAUGCGCACUUCCGAUUUAUCUGCGGCUGGAAGUUAGCGGAGAAGCACUACAAUGAAAACCGCUUUGCAGAUGGCUGGAAGAUGAUGAGGGAGUUUGUGACCUGUGUCAGGAACGUUUGUCCAAAGUAUGCUGAUAUGCGCGCCUUUUUGCUGGUUUCCGCUGCGAAGUUUACCGCAGAAGCGUUGGAGAAUCGAAUUCUACAUGGCGUCAGCAAGCUCUCGAGGCCGGCUAAGCAAGAGCUCGAUACUUUGGCUCGUCAAGCGUGCUGCAGCAUCGUGGAUAUUGGUAACGAAGGAAAGGAUAUUUUUGCUUUGUUAUUCGGUGAAGAUUCAACGGAAGCCCAGAUGAGCCAUAAUGCGAUGGAAUACGUGAUUUCGGCGGUGUGUCGUAUUCGGCAGCAUUUCCCCGAUAACAAGUAGCUUACAGAUUUUUCUGUUUUGCUGAUACCAACGCAGUGCUAGUAGUUUCCGAUUUGCAACCUUUUGACCACUUUUUGUUAUUUUACUUAAUCGAAUUUCGUCGCAAAUACAGUCACGUUUCAUUAUA
Molecule: messenger RNA, 1978 nt
Organism: Paramacrobiotus metropolitanus
Lineage: Eukaryota; Metazoa; Tardigrada; Eutardigrada; Parachela; Macrobiotidae
Exons: 7
Coding region: 283-1851 (522 amino acids)
Cellular component (GO): nucleus
Source: RefSeq, a predicted model, not a curated record